Messenger RNA from Dicentrarchus labrax (European seabass), 2128 nucleotides. RefSeq lists its product as uncharacterized. Bases 13 to 1029 code for a protein of 338 amino acids. Gene Ontology annotation, molecular function: hydrolase activity, hydrolyzing N-glycosyl compounds. NCBI's taxonomy places the organism in Eukaryota, Metazoa, Chordata, Actinopteri, Moronidae. The record is from RefSeq and is a predicted model, not a curated record. The transcript is spliced from 6 exons.
GCGACUGUGGGGAUGUUUCAAAGUUUACUUCACAGACUGAAGGAAGCCAUGGUAAAGAAGCUGGUGAUCAUCGACACAGACUGCGGCAUAGACGAUGCUCAGGCUAUAAUGAUGGCCCUGGCAGCACCCAACAUUGAGGUCUUGGCUGUUACCUGUGUGUUUGGGAACGCAGCGGUUGAGAAAGUGUGUCAAAACGUUCUGAGGGUGCUCUCCGUCUGUAAGUGUAAGGGGAUUCCGGUGUUCCGAGGUUCUGGCGGUCCUCUAGUUGGAGCCAGUAAACCAGUGAGUGACCACUUUGGAACUGAUGGACUUGGGGAUGUGAUUGAGGAAAAAGAUCCAAACUGGGAGGAGAAAAUCCAGAGAGAGCACGCGGUCAGUGCAAUGAUUAGGCUGGUGACUGAAAACCAGAAGCAGGUCUCCCUGGUGGCCAUUGGCCCACUCACCAAUCUAGCACUGGCUGUCAGACUGGAUCCGUGUUUUCCCCAAAAGCUCAAAGAUCUGUACAUUAUGGGUGGCAACAUGGAAGGAAAAGGAAAUGUGACACUAUGUGCAGAGUUCAACUUUGCAAUGGAUCCAGAGUCUGCCUAUGUUGUUCUUGAAGAAUUUCUCUGCCCUACAUACCUGGCAUCAUGGGAAUAUUCAUGCAGAAACGCACUGACUUGGGAGUUCUUUGAAGAGUUGAUCAAUCAGGACACACCGGCCGCACGCUUUAUGAAGAGGAUAACCUCUAAAUGCUGGGCUUACUCCAAAGAGGCAAUGAUGAAUAAGAGGGACCUGUACUUUGGACCUGGCUUCGUCUCUUACGAUGCCUACGCGAUGGCGGCCUGUAUUGACAGCAGCAUUGUAACGGAGAGAAUCGAGUGUCCCGUCCGUGUGGAGCUGCAGGGUUCGAUCGCUAGAGGCAUGAUGGGGCUGGAUCGCACAAAUAUGCUGAAGAAGAGCCACAGCGUGUGUGUUCUGACCAAAUGUGACGUUGCCAAGUUUCGUAAGUUACUCAUGAAGUCUGUAAGACAACCUAAAAAGAAGUAAUUGUUGGUGACGGACGUCUCGGUAAGAAGAAAAAAAGACACUGUAUCACCCUGAAUAUCAUUAAAUAGAAAAUAAUUUUAUUUUUUUAAUGCACUGUAUGAAAAUGUUGACAAAUAGUAGUAGUUAGUAUUCUUUGACCAAUUUAUUCUCACAAAAGGCUCUGAUAUAUUUCAUCAAAUGUUCAUGUUUGUGUUAACUGUGCCAUAAUUAAAUGAAAAACAUAAAGGGACAAUUAUUGAACAAGAUUUUCCAUUUUGACAAGUCACAUCGAAAAUUAAACAACAACAUCAAAUCAAAGUGGAGAAGCAUAUUGGAUUAUAGAGCAGCACAGACCUGCCAAUACUAAAUGCAAAGUACGGUCAGAAGUUCUCAUUAAGGAGCUGCAGGGGAGGUUUUCUUUCAACUGGAAAACAUCAUCCAUGUCAAAAAGAACAAGACAAGGUUGAAACCUCGUGUAAAGCUGGUCUGCAUAUAGUCAAUGUGCUGUAUUGUGGUCAAACUGUCAGUGCGGGUGUCUAUAAUUUGGCAGAACAUUUUAUCAGGGCAGUAGUAAGAAAAAUACUUCCAACUCAUUCUUAUGUUUGAUUUGAAAGCACUUGAUCUAAUCAUGAUUACUAUUCUUCAAAAAAUCCAAAUUGAUUUCCAAACGGAAUCUUGAGGCCGAUAUGAGACACAGGACCAGGAUCAAGAUCAAUAAUAGACAGCGAGAGCAAUGAAAAAGAGGCUCUCUGCAAAGUCACACAGCUGGAGGAAGUCAAGACUUCCCUGACCCAUCAGAGGUAAGAACACUCCAACUGAAAAUCGCCCUCCUCAGGAGUCAGCACUUUUCACGAUGAGUAGAUAAAUUCUUUCAACAAUGUUAUAAAACGCUUGUGUUUUUUAGUGAAACAGACUUUCUUCCACAAAUCCAACAGGGUUCAUCCUCAACAUCUGUGUGUACACACAACGUGUAGAUCCUGAAUGAAUGUUUUGCAAAUUUCUACUUUCUGUGUUCUUUUAAUAAAUAAGGCCAGUCUGUAGAGGCAUUAAACAUGCACAAUGUAAUUUAUCCCACUAGGGGGUCUUUCACAUCAAAACAACAAUAAAAGACUAAAUCUGA